Molecule: messenger RNA, 1903 nt
Organism: Schistocerca gregaria
Lineage: Eukaryota; Metazoa; Arthropoda; Insecta; Orthoptera; Acrididae
Exons: 7
Coding region: 932-1597 (221 amino acids)
Source: RefSeq, a predicted model, not a curated record
GAAUUAGUGUUGUAAGUUAAAGAAAUCCUACGGGCAACGGAAACAAAAGUUAAUUAUCUGUAUCGUAACGUAAAGGUUACCGAGAUAAGCCACUACAUAAAUAAAAUGACUAUUUUCAGGAAGAGAAGCAUCAAAGUUUGAAAGAAUUAUCCGCGAGUACCAAAAUCUGUACCGAAUAAUCAGUUGAAUUGACCUGUUGUAACAUUUAGUUGUCUGCAACUGCGAAAAGAUAAAUAUUUCAUUUAAGAGCGGAAAUAUCACUCGUGAUCACGGAUAUUAUUGACAUCAGCUGGUUGGCAUAUAAUGCAGAUAACAGUACCGUAAAUAAAAAAAAAAAAAAUGUGGCUGACACACAUCCAUGUCGGUACAUAAAGAGAAAAAAAAAGCACGACUUAGACAGAAGUCAGCUGUGGCAAUGCAGAAAUGAUUUUGGCAUUCGCUGUAACUUGUGGAUGGCUGGACAAUGUUUUUAACACCGCUUUACCACAGUACGAGUUCAGUACCUUAACACUAAGGCCCCCACCCUUCGCUACAUAAUGUGCACGUAAAGACAAUGGUGUAUGUCAUAUAUACGUUACACAUAUUUUACAUAUAUAAUUUACACCAUAAAUAAAUAACACCGAAGGCCCACUGAAACGUUGUGCAAAUCAAGAUGUUCUCCCAACAGUCCAUUCACAAUAUAUUUGCUCUCUUCCUUUAUACCUGAUUUUUUUCCAAAUGGAAGGCCUGAAAAAGAGGUUUAUAAAUUCUGCAACCACAUAUAAUGUUACAUCCCAGAUUUGUGGCACAAGACUGAGAGCUGGAGAGUCCCGUUAAAUGGCUCCAGCUACACAUAAGAUGCAAUUAUGGGCGUGUUUGACUGUGAACACCAAAUUACAGGGGGUCUGUUUCAGAGAUUACUGAAAAUGCUUGUAAAGAUGCAGAAAUAUAUAUGAAGUGUGAAGUUGAUGGUGUAUUGAUUGAAAAUAUGCAUGAUGUUCCAUAUGUUCAACCAAGAGAUAUGGAACCAGAAACAGUUUCUUUACUGUCAUGUAUCAGCAUGCAGAUUAGAAAUAUUCUGCCACCAACCAUACAGUGUGGAGUACAGGUACUGGCUGGAGGAAACAAAGAAGCCAUAGCCAUCAGCCUUGCUGCUGGGUUACAAUUCGUCCGAGCUGAAGGAUUUGUCUUCAGCCAUAUAGCUGAUGAAGGGUUUACAGAUGCCAGUGCUGGCACACUGCUCAGAUACCGCAGAAAGCUUUCAGCAGAUCAAGUUUUGAUAUUUGCAGACGUGAAGAAGAAGCACAGUGCUCAUGCCAUAACAGCAGAUAUAAGUCUUGAUGAGACUAUUAAAGCAGCAGAAUUUUUCAUGUCUGAUGGUGUCAUCAUAACAGGUUCUGCUACUGGAGAACCAGUUGAUGAUGACCACUUUAAAGCUGCAAAGCAGUCAGCAAAAGGCCCAGUAUUAAUUGGCUCUGGAGUAACAGCUGAAAAUUUUAAGAAAUAUAUGAACGCUGAUGGAUUGAUUGUUGGUUCACAUUUCAAGAAAGACGGAAGGUGGCAGAAUGCUGUUGAUCCAGAACGAGUGCAAAGAUUCAUGGAGAAAAUAAAACAGUAGCAAAGAUGACUACACUAUUAUAAAAAGAGCUGUCUUAUCAUCACUGAACAUUAUAUUUCCAUGUUAUACAUGUGAAUACUGAAGUUCCUUUUUUAUGUGACCAAACCUACUGACCCUAGUAGACAUGGGACUUACAGCUCUCUGUCUCUGAGCUUUUACAUCAAUUUGGAAAGAUUUAAUAUGUGGAAACUCUCUUAUCAAUUGGUGCUACAAAAACGGCUGACAAGCAGAAAGCAACAUAGAUGGAAAUUUAAAAUGGUUGACACACCAAACAAAUACAAUUAGAACACAAGCUUCGAAAGAUCA